GUUUUUAACUCAAACAAGUUCCAAGCACAUUCUAAAGGAACCACCCAAAAAAUAGAAACAAUUAAACAAACAUGGAGGUAGAGAGAGUGCAAGCCCUGUCCCAUGUAACUCUCCAUGAGCUCCCUGCAAAAUUUAUCCGACCGGCCCACGAGCAACCGGAGAACAGCAAGGCUAUCGAAGGUGUCACCGUCCCCGUGAUCUCCCUCUCUCAACCACACGAUGUGGUGGUCGAUGCAUUAUCAAAGGCUUGUAGUGAAUGGGGAUUUUUCCUCAUCACAGAUCACGGUGUCGAGCCCUCGUUGAUCGGACGGCUAAAAGAGGUUGGGGAGGAGUUCUUUAAGCUCCCACAGAAGGAGAAAGAGAGCUAUGCAAAUGAUCCUUCAAGUGGGAGUUUUGAAGGGUAUGGAACAAAGAUGACUAAAAAUUUUGAUGAGAAAGUUGAGUGGAUUGAUUAUUAUUUUCACGUCAUGCACCCUCCUAAGAAGCUCAAUCUUGACAUGUGGCCUAAGAACCCUUCUUCAUACAGGGGAGUGACAGAGGAAUACAAUGUGGAAAUAAUGAGAACAACCAACAAGUUAUUUGAACUUCUCUCAGAGGGACUAGGUUUGGAUGGGAAGGUUUUGAAUUCUUCUUUGGGUGGUGAUGAAAUUGAAUUUGAAAUGAAAAUCAACAUGUACCCACCAUGCCCACAACCUCAGCUCGCCCUCGGAGUUGAACCUCACACUGACAUGUCUGCUCUCACUUUACUUGUCCCCAAUGACGUUCCCGGUCUUCAAGUUUGGAAAGACGGUAAUUGGGUAGCUGUCAAUUACUUGCCAAAUGCACUCUUCGUCCAUGUUGGUGAUCAACUUGAGGUACUAAGCAAUGGUAAGUACAAGAGUGUUCUUCACAGGAGUUUGGUGAACAAAGAAAGGACAAGAAUGUCUUGGGCUGUGUUUGUCGUGCCUCCUCAUGAAGCAGUGAUUGGACCUCUUCCAGAGCUCAUUGAUGAGAAAAACCCAGCAAAAUAUUCAACCAAAACAUAUGCUGAGUACCGUUAUCGCAAAUUCAAUAAGAUUCCACAAUAAUUGCAUUUUAUUGAGCUGAGAGGUUGGCAUUGGAAAAGUCUAUGCUGGUUCUCGAUAUUAAUAUGUCUGUUUUUGUCCCAGUUCCACUCAAGUAUGAUUGUGCCUCUACAGAGGAACUUUCAGGAUUUGUGGGUACAGAAUUGUUUCUGGUUCAGUUCAUCUAUUGCUUUUGCUGAGAAAUUAUCUUCAUUACAGUCCAAUGUAUUGUACCCCCUGAAUGUUUCUUAAAUAAGAUUAUUUCUAUUAUUCAGUUUGAACUUAAAUUAA
Messenger RNA from Camellia sinensis, 1334 nucleotides. Its product is annotated as flavonol synthase/flavanone 3-hydroxylase. NCBI's taxonomy places the organism in Eukaryota, Viridiplantae, Streptophyta, Magnoliopsida, Ericales, Theaceae. The record is from RefSeq and is a predicted model, not a curated record.